AUGCGGGGCUUGUCCUUCACCCUGACGUCAGAUCUGUCUUUAAUAAAAACCCCCAAAGGGCCAGGGGGAAAAGGCAUAUCUGGCUAUGUGUAUCCGCCAGUCCAAGACUGGUCCCAACUUCCCCAAGAGGUGUUUCUCUUCGGAGCUGGGCUCAGAGUCUGGGUUCAAUCAAUGUAUCUAAUUCUGGCUUUCAGGGAUGAGGUGGCUUCUGCCCUGGUUUAUAGCGGCAGCAGCGGUGGUGACGGCGGCGGCAGGGAGCAACCUCUCCAAGGCCCUGAUCCAAAAUUCCACUGUCAUGCCCCCAACUUCAGUCCCUGCGGAGGACACCUCAUCACGCCCUCAGUUCUGUAAGUGGCCAUGUGAGUGCCCCCCAACCGCACCCCGAUGCCCUCCUGGCAUCAGCCUGAUCACUGAUGGCUGUGAGUGCUGCAAGGUGUGUGCCCAGCAGCUUGGGGACAAUUGCACAGAGGCGGCCACUUGUGACCCUCACCGGGGCUUGUACUGUGACUACAGUGGGGACGGCCCGAGGUACGCAAUAGGAGUGUGUGCACAAAUGGUUGGUGUAGGCUGUGUCCUAGAUGGGGUAAGGUACAGGAAUGGUCAAUCCUUCCAGCCCAACUGCAAGUUCAACUGUACUUGCAUCAAUGGGGCUGUGGGCUGCAUCCCACUCUGCACCAACUCUCGCCCACCACGUCUCUGGUGCCCCAACCCUAAGAAGAUUAAGAUGGCUGGCCGAUGCUGUGAGCAAUGGAUCUGCGAUGAUUCCAGGAAACCUCGCAAGACUUUGCCACGACAUAUCUCUCCUGCAGCUUCUGAAGGAGACACUGAGUCAUGGCAGAAGAAUUGUAUUGUGCACACAUCUUCAUGGAGCCCCUGCUCUAGAAGUUGUGGGAUGGGAAUCUCUACCAGAAUCUCCAACAACAAUGCUCAAUGCCAACUGUCAAAGGAGAGACGCUUGUGCAACCUGAGACCCUGUGAGGUGGAUAUCACCCAGCACAUCAAGCCAGGGAAGAAAUGUUUGGCUGUGUAUCAAGCAGAGCUUCCAAUGAACUUAACUAUCUCUGGCUGUGUGAGCACCAACAGCUACAGACCCAAGUACUGUGGAAUCUGCACAGAUAAUAGGUGCUGCACCCCAUACAAGUCCAAGACCAUUGUUGUGAAUUUCCAGUGUCCUGAUGGCCCAGGCUUCUCCUGGAAACUUAUGUGGAUCAAUGCUUGCUUUUGCAACUUGAGCUGUAGGAACCCCAAUGACAUCUUUGCAGACCUAGAACAAUACCAUGAUUAUGCAGAAAUAGCCAACUAGGCAGGGAAAAAGUGAAGAUGAUCUCAAGAUCCAGGAGGAUCAUAUUUCAUGGAGACAAAGACAUCAUUCCCUUUCACAUGGACAGAUUCCAAGCCCUUUAGAGGUUGCUACAAGACAUCUGUUGAUCGACAAGGGUUGAGUUCUCUCCUCUCGAUCCUAUCUGAAUAUUACCUUCUGCCUGAAUUCUUAAGUCUCUUCAUUGAGAUUUGGUGCUAUUUGAAGAAAAGGUUCAAAUACCUUAAAUAAGCAAACCUUAAGACAUUAUCAAAAAAUGCUAGCUAUCACAAUGUGGUUAUUGUUUAUUUCAUGUCUACCUAACAACCAAGUCACUCCUAACAGGCUUUGCCUUCCACUUCCAAAGUGCUCAGGAGGUACAUAGGGAAAAGAUAAUACAUGUUAUUUUUCUACUUCUGUUUUGUUCCCUAUAAAAACCUCCUCCUGAUAGCUUUAUAUUUCAUUUUCUCUUUGCCUAUGACUCAACGAGGGCACGGAUAGGUCUGCCCUUCAAAAAACCUAACUGGCAAAAACCCAAACAUGUUCAAGUAAUCAAUUAAAGGCAUUUUUCAUCUCAUAGGUAAACUCAUGGCAGGGUUCCCUUAACCAGUUCUCCCAGUUCAUUAUGUCUUCUGCAGAUAGUUGAGGGUCUGAUGGAGAGUGUAGCCUGAUAGUAAAGGCAAGUCUAAGGACAAAGGAUUAGAAGUUCCAAGACCUGGGGUCAAGUUCUUUCCCUUACUAACUGUAUGACCUUGGACAAGUUGCAAAUUCUCUGAGCCAUAGUUCCAUCUGUAAAAUGGAGAUUAUAGUCCCUGCCCUGUCUAUCUAAUAGAAUUUUUGUCCAGAUCAAACAUAAUCACAAUAAAGCUGCAAGGUGCUACAUAACUGCGAGCUGUUAUCAGUAAUAAUAACCAAAGGAGACAUAUUCUGUUGCAUAGGCUAUGUCUUAGAUAAACUGGCAUACAGUGCAUUAUCAGCUCUUCCCAGCACAGAGAGUUGGAGAAACUCAUGGAGGAUGCUUCCAGGCCACUCCACAUAUUGCUCUCAUACUUUCCUCCCACAUACUUUCCUCAUGGCUCUCCUUAUAACUCCUCAUUGGGAGCCAAAUGGAAAUGAAACUCUACUGACCAUAAUGAAAGCCUCUAGAAGGCAGCAGGGGGCAGUGAGGCAUCUGUUGUCUGCUAACUAAUGGGUACAGAUGUCAUUCGAUUCUAUCAGAAAUAUACAAUUAGAUUCAGAACUUAAAUAAAAGGCUACAUUCAAACCUGCUGACAGCAUGAAGAAGGCUAAUAUAAUUGGUCACUCUCGAUUAAAAGCUGGGUAGUACCAUACCCUGAUCUUAUGGAGGCAGAAGCCUGGUGCUGGUUAGAAAUGGUAAUGUGAUAUCUGUGGUCCAAAUCCAUAGGAUUUCAAAUGUAACUCAAAGUGAUGUCAUGUUGGGUACCAUUAUUAGAUUUCUGUAAGUCACGUGACUCACUUUGGCUUCUGUCUGGGCAUAAAUCUCUUCUCUGUGUAUGGAGGAGAGCAAGGACCUCUGGCGAGCCACCAUUAGUCUUGUGUCUGAGUUGCGGCAAGAGGCUGAGUGGGAUGCCAGGCAAAAGCAAAAGAAACUAGAUUCCUUUGGUCUUGCCAUUUAUAAUCUUAUUAAUUUCAUCAAUUCUGUUACUCUGUAUCUAUGUGGUAAGAAAAGCAUUAUAGCUCAGAAAUAUUAUAUCUGAUUUUUCUAAAGGUUUCUAGUUGAACAAAAAUGUGUAAACAAUGUCUUGCUGAAUUAUUCGUGAGAAUCAUUUAACUAAUGUAAUGGCUGAUCACAUAUUUCUGUCUAUAUGUAUGUAUGUGUGUAUAUAUAUAAAUAUAUAUAAUUUUCAAACUGUGACUUAAUAUUUAAGUAAUCUUACAGAGGUAUUUUUGUAAAGGAUAUUUUAAAAGGAUAGAGAAAUUUAUCAGAAUUUACAAAUGGUGGGCAAAAUGAGGUCAAAAUACCCAUGUUUCAUGAUGUUGCUCAUUGCUUAUCAUUGCAUGAUCCUUAUUUACCCAAACUGGAAAUUUGUAUUUCUGUUCUGCAUUUGUGAUUUUUCUCAUGAAAAAUAAUAAAUCACCAGCAAAAUGA
Molecule: messenger RNA, 3407 nt
Organism: Monodelphis domestica (gray short-tailed opossum)
Lineage: Eukaryota; Metazoa; Chordata; Mammalia; Didelphimorphia; Didelphidae
Gene: CCN4
Product: cellular communication network factor 4
Biological process (GO): positive regulation of cell differentiation; cell adhesion; signal transduction
Cellular component (GO): extracellular region; extracellular matrix
Molecular function (GO): heparin binding; integrin binding
Source: RefSeq, a predicted model, not a curated record